Messenger RNA from Bufo bufo (common toad), 1808 nucleotides. RefSeq names its product endothelin receptor type A (gene EDNRA). Gene Ontology annotation, cellular component: membrane. The record is from RefSeq and is a predicted model, not a curated record. Gene Ontology annotation, molecular function: endothelin receptor activity. Gene Ontology annotation, biological process: vasoconstriction; regulation of blood pressure; G protein-coupled receptor signaling pathway. The transcript has 8 exons. Lineage: Eukaryota; Metazoa; Chordata; Amphibia; Anura; Bufonidae. The coding region runs from base 233 to 1468 and encodes 411 amino acids.
GGUCUGUGACAGGAUAGCACAGAUGAAGUAGUGAUCUCAGACUGAAAGUUCACUGCUUGGAGGUGCUGUGGAGAAGUUUAGCUGCUGAAGUUCUCAAGUGUAAACUUCCUCAUGAUCUGGGAUCGCUGCACUCACAGGAUACAUCUCAGACCUCCAUCAGCUGCAGUUCCUGGUACGAAGUAAGAGUUUCCCUACAAGUGAUUCUCUGUGUGCUUGGGGACAAUAAAGAGACAUGGGCUCUGUUAUCCUGAGAGUCAUUGUGCUGCUGGCAUUAACCGGACUUGCUAUCAGUAAUAAUUAUGGAGAUUACAUCCAUAAUCAGACUGACACCUCUGCUAAAAACAGGACCUUUCUUGACCGUUCAAUGAGACAAAACGGUACCAUUCUCUUAUGCCCUGAGAGGAUUAAAAUCAGCUACGUCUUCAAGUACAUAAACACUACCUUAUCCUGUGUUAUUUUCAUCAUUGGGAUGGUUGGGAAUGCAACUCUUCUGAGAAUAAUCUACCAGAAUAAGUGCAUGAGGAAUGGACCAAAUGCUCUGAUAGCCAGCCUGGCACUUGGAGACCUUAUCUACAUUGUCAUUGACAUUCCCAUUGUUGUGUUUAAGAUUCUUGCAGAACGAUGGCCCUUUGAUCAGUCUCCAAUUGGAGCAUGUCUUUGCAAGCUGGUACCAUUCAUACAGAAGGCUUCUGUUGGAAUCACAGUGCUCAACUUGUGCGCUCUAAGUGUAGACAGGUACAGGGCAGUUGCAUCAUGGAGCCGGGUUCAAGGCAGUGGGAUCCCUCUUAUCACAGCGAUGGAAAUUAUCUCCAUCUGGGUUCUUUCAUUUGUGCUUGCAAUCCCUGAGGCUAUUGGAUUCGUCAUGAUACCAUUUGAAUACCGAGGAGAACAGUUUCAAACAUGCAUGUUCAAUGCGACAUCGCCAUUUAUGGAGUUUUACAAGCAUGCAAAGGAUUGGUGGCUGUUUGGCUUUUACUUCUGUGUACCCCUGGCAUGUACCGGAAUAUUUUAUACCCUAAUGACGUGUGAGAUGCUGCACCAAAGAAAAGGAAGUCUGAGGAUUGCCCUUAGUGAGCAUCUUAAGCAGAGACGUGAGGUUGCAAAGACCGUUUUCUGCUUGGUUGUGAUAUUUGCUCUGUGUUGGUUUCCCAUGCAUCUGAGUAGAAUAAUUAAGAAAACUGUAUAUAAUGAAAGGGAUUCGGGACGGUGUGAGCUUCUCAGUUUUCUACUCGUUAUGGAUUUCAUCAGUAUGAACUUGGCCGCGCUCAACUCAUGUAUAAAUCCAAUAGCUCUCUACUUUGUCAGCAAGAAGUUUAAAAAUUGUUUUCAGUCAUGCCUAUGUUGCUGUUGCCAAUCAAAGACUCUCACAAGUACGUCUCCUAUGAAUGUCACCAGUAUCCAGUGGAAAAAUCAUGACCAAAAUUACUACAUUGCUGACAGGAGCAUCCACAAAGACAGCAUGAACUAACCACAUCCUCCGCCUUCAAUGGGAAUCAUAAUCAAAAUGAAUGGCUUUCUUCAAAGCUAAUCUUUUUCUUUUUUUUUUUUUUUUUACAAACCGCAAAGAAUUACCGGUAUAUAAAAAGACAACUAGGAAUCUGCCAUCCAGUUUGGAAAACUAACUGGAGCACCGUUGAAUCAAUGCUACAAGAGCAUGGUUCUUAUUGACUGUAAUACAGUCUUCAUGUUGUUUUUCUUGGUGAUGUUUGCAGGUGGGGACAAUGUUGUCCUACAGAUGGACCAAAGAAAAAUCCGAAAAAGGAAUUUUGGCGUCAGAUGUUACAGUAACUUCUGCCAUGUUACAUAUA